Molecule: messenger RNA, 2820 nt
Organism: Paramecium tetraurelia
Lineage: Eukaryota; Ciliophora; Oligohymenophorea; Peniculida; Parameciidae
Exons: 5
Cellular component (GO): membrane
Source: RefSeq, a predicted model, not a curated record
AUGAAUUAAACUGCACCAGUUCUCACUUUGCAGAAAAGAAGUUACUUGUUCAAAGCUUGUCUAGCCUCUCUAUUUGGAGGACACUCAUUACACCUACCAACAAAGCUAUAUAUCAUAUAGGUGAUUAUAUAACUCGUAUCUGUAAUUCAAACCUACAUAAUUGGGAAAUUUGUAGACAACUAUGCUGUUGUGUUGAUAGUGCCUGCCAUUAUCAACACGAUCCUUUAGAUAUGCUUGAAUUACUUUACAGACGAGGAGCAUCGCAAGACCAGAGCAUAGAUCGGAUCGUAAAUUGGAAUACUGAUUCCUCAAACCUUAGGAACUGCUUCAGCAGUCAAAUAUGGUGGGACAGUUUUGGAUGCGAUAGUAUUUUUUUUCUUGUUUCCUCGAGAAUAAAAUGUAGAACUCGGAUAUACUCAAUUGGAGGCAUACUCUCGAUCUAGAUAUGCUUGUUUGUUUUUGAAAUUGAUUUUGAUUUUCACUCAUGUAGACAGGAUGAUCAUAGCCAACAUCAUUAGAUACAUUUACUACUUCACACCUAUUCUGUUAUGGAUGGGAUUGUAUGGGCAGUUUUCAUAAUUUUUGGAAUAUGUGGGUGAGCAAUUCAAUUUCCUGAUGGGAUCAUCAUACCAAUCGACUCAGAAACGAACAUAUUUAACUGUAUUAUUAAACGUCGUCCUUAUUGCCAUCUGUCUUGGAUUAUCAUACAUGAAUAAUAGUAGUGGAGUGGCAAUAAUAGUAAGUGGUAUAUUGGUGAACAUUAAAAUGUUCAACAUUUUUGGGUCCCUGCCCAAGGAUGACAAUCAAAUUUACAAGUAGAAUUACUUGGAUAGACCAUAUCUGUUGGCUAACCUGAUAAGUACUUUGUUGAAUGCAUUUUCAAUAAUUCUAUGCGGGGUCUUGGCCUCCUCUCAUUACAAAGAACUCUACUAUGCCAUUAUCCCUCUAUUUUUGGGUUACAUCCUACUUCAAUUGAAAUUUGAAUCAUACGUUAAAUACUACAAAAUCUUAUAUGCUGCAGUUGAAUGUGCAUGCAUAUCCAUGAUGGAUUACAAUUUUGAAGGGAUCUUCUCACAAAGGUUGUUUGAAUGCACAACGAUAAUCAGAUUGUACAGUCUGAUCCAUUCGAAUCCUAAUUAUUUGUUUUUCGAAUAAUUGGUAUGCUUUAUAGUUUCAUUCAAAACCAGUUAUUCGAUGGCUUACUGCUAAUUGAUUGGAUUCUUGGUAUAAAUAGCUCUGAGAUUUGCAAUUAGAAUGAAGUCUCGAUUCUUAAUAUGGAUUAUAGCAAAUUAGAAGAUGUUGACAGUGAAGAAGCAGAAGGUAGAGGGAGCUGCAUGUAUCACCACAUUGCAAUUGAUAAUGUGUCCAAUAACAUUCUUAAUUAUGCUUAUUUCCAGCAUUUUGGAUAGUCCUUACAUGCCAUUCUUGGGACUACCCCUAUUUUACUUUGCAUCCUUGAGACCUUUCAGAAACACUAUCCACAUUCAAAAACACAUUGAGAACUCAUCAGAGGGAUCAAUUUACAAUGCCUAUUUGAGUAAGGCAUACAAUAAAUUGCUGAGUUCUCAACCCUUGUGGAGUCAUUAUCUGGUAAGAAUAGGGAAGUACUUGGGAAUCAUCCAAGUGUUGGAAUAUCAAGGGGGAUAUGCUGUUAUCCAAUUCAAGGGUUUGGAAUCAUAGGAGACCACGAGUUGUCAUGGCAUAGAAGCAAGAGAAGUCGAUAGAUUGGUGGAUGCAAAGGAUUGUGGAUCAUUUUGUGGGAGUGCUUUGACUUUGCAGCAAAAAUUCCAAAUCUCCAGUUACGAGGAAAAUUAGUUGAGUUUGACUGGUACGAUAGAAGCAUCUGAAUUUGUGAGUGGAUUCAAGAAGAUUUAUUUAAGGACACUAUGUUAUUACGUUUAAGAAUUAAAUGAGAGUCAUUAAAAAUCAAUUGUUGAUUUAUCCAACAGAUUUGAAGGGUAUGAAAGUUAUUUUCCGAAUUCAUUCGCAGAUUGUAUCAAAUUGAAAGACUUGUUUUCAUCCUUUAAGAAUAAUAGUCUAGAUCAACAGUCAGAAAUCUAAAUAUAAAUCAAACCAAAUCCUAAAACUCAAAUUAAACCUGAAGAAGAUGAUAUCAUGAAAAUGUUGGAUGAUUAUACAUAAGAUAUUCCCCAAUAAACUAAGAAAUUGUAGUAGCCAGUAGGAAAACUCUACAAUCAUGUUUAGAGAGCCAUCUUGUACAUCUACUAGGUUUCUUUGGGGGAUUUAGACUUCAACUAUGAGAGCAAAUUGAAUUAGAAGGGUCUCUUCAAUUUAUUCCAGAGUUCGAAGUCUCUAUCGGAACAACGACAAAUGAAAGGAGUGGAUCAAAUACUAUCCGAGAUUGCCACUAAGGCUGUCAGAAGUGCUUUGAAGUUGGGUUUGGACUUUUACUGCGUUGAGGGUCAUUUGGAGAUGAGUGAUGCAGAUUUGUUAGAAGAAUUGAAAAACAGUGCUGACUGUUUUAUUGGGAUGGGCAAUGAAAAAGGAUGGCAAACAGCCAUGCAAAGCAAUCUCCUCUUGUGGUCUUUGGGUUACGAUUCUGGCAAGAACAAAUUGACAGUUUAUCGACAUUCAUACACUGAUAUUGACUGCCAGAUCUUCAGAUUCGAUAGCGAGGUUGUUAGGGGGAUAGAGGCCAAUCUACAGAUGGAGUUGUUGUUUGCUACGAAUGACGAUGAAGAACGAUAUUCUAUUUAGACACAUGAGCAGUUUUUUAGAAACAUGAUCAUCGAGGGGUCGGAAUUACCGUUAGGAUAUGCUCCAUUUUACUCUGGACCGGUAGUCAUUAGUUUAAGGUGA